UAUUACAAACCAUAUAUAUAACAAACAUUUUUCUUCUUUGUAUCAAGAAAAAAAAAAUGAAGAAACUACUACUACUCCUCCUUAAAGGUACAAUAAUUGUUGUGUUGAUGAAUAAUUUGCCAUCAAUAGGAGUGAUGGGUUAUGGACCAGUGUUGAUAAGAGGGGGAGUGAGAGAUUCUUGUUCACAAAUUGAGCUGCCUAAAACAGUUCAUGGUCCUGAGAGCAUUGCAUUUGAUUGCCAUGGCAAAGGACCUUAUGUUGGUGUUUCUGAUGGAAGAAUCUUCAAAUGGCAGCAAGAACACAGAUCUUGGACUCAGUUCGCGGUUACCUCCGCAACAAGGGACAAAAAAUUAUGUGAUGGGUUGACAAAUACAACCUUGGAACCGUUGUGUGGAAGGCCUUUAGGGCUCAAAUUCAACACUGUAACUUGUGAUCUGUACAUCGCCGACGCCUACUUUGGACUCGUGGUGGUCGGAGCUGCCGGCGGCGUGGCAAAACAGUUGGUCCAUUCUGCGGAUAAAGUUCCAUUGAAGUUCACAAAUGCUUUGGAUAUUAACACCCAAACUGGUGAAGUGUACUUCACAGAUAGCAGCAGUAUAUAUCAAAGAAGGUCAUAUUUGCCAAUAAUACUGACGGAUGAUUCAACUGGAAGAUUGUUAAAAUAUGAUCCAAGAACAAAACAAGUUCAUGUUGUGCUCAAUGGCUUAGCAUUCCCCAAUGGUGUUGCCCUAAGCAAGGACAACUCUUUCCUUCUCUUAGCUGUUUCAGACACAUUCAAGAUCUUGAAGAUUCACAUUAAUAAUAAUAAUAAUAAUAUUAAUAAUAAAAAUAAUAAGAAUAACCCUACUAAUAUCAAUAACAACAACUACUACUAUGUACAACAUUUUGCAACGCUUCCACGUUACUCUGAUAAUAUUAAGAGGAAUGAGAAAGGUGAGUUUUGGGUGGCACUUAAUAGUGGAAGGGGAAAGAUUCAAGGGUUAGUGAAAGAUCAUGAAAAUAUUAUUGGAGAAAAUGUAGUUGAUCCAUUAUCAGAAGAUCCUGUGGGGAUUAAAUUUGAUGAAGAGGGAAAUCUUAUUGAGGUCAUUGAUGGAGGGUUUGGUGACCAACUUGAUUCUGUUAGUGAAGUGGAAGAAUUUGGUGGGAAAUUGUGGUUGGGUUCUAAUGUGCAACCUUAUGUCGGAGUCAUAAACCCUACGCCGCUUUGACCGUGUUUGACGGUCGGAAAAAGAUAUAAAUACAGAAUUAUAAGAGUGAGUUUGGUUUGCAUUUUUAUUUUCUGUUUUUAUUUUUAGUAUUUUCUGUUGAUCAGAAUUUUGUAAAAGAAAAAAUAGAAAGUGAAAAUAGAAAAUUUAAUUUUAUUGUUUUUAUUAUUUUCUAUAUAUUUUUUGCUAAAUUCUGAUAACAGAAAAUACUAAAAAUAAAAACUGAAAAUAAAAACACAAACAGAGCACACUCUGAUAUUUUGUGAAAGAACAAGGAAAUAUGAAGAUAAUGUCUUGUAGAAAUGUGUAGGUUUUUUUUUCUUCUAUAAAUUUGUUUUCUCCAUUGAAUUUCAUGUAUUUUGUUUGAAGUAGUUUUGUUGGAAAAUUCUACUUCUUUAAUUUGUAAGCUGGAGACUGCAAUGGUCCACUUUGUAAUUCUCUUAUUAAAUGUAGUUCUAUCUUUGUUGUAAAAAAAUAUUGUUUUGUAACAUAUUUAGUUUCAGAUAUACCUUUGUGUUUUUUAUUUUUAUA
Messenger RNA from Arachis stenosperma, 1736 nucleotides. RefSeq names its product protein STRICTOSIDINE SYNTHASE-LIKE 10-like. The record is from RefSeq and is a predicted model, not a curated record. Gene Ontology annotation, biological process: biosynthetic process. Gene Ontology annotation, molecular function: strictosidine synthase activity. NCBI's taxonomy places the organism in Eukaryota, Viridiplantae, Streptophyta, Magnoliopsida, Fabales, Fabaceae. The transcript is spliced from 3 exons. The coding region runs from base 57 to 1208 and encodes 383 amino acids.